This is a messenger RNA of Strongylus vulgaris, 678 nucleotides long. The record is from the annotation of a GenBank genome assembly. Lineage: Eukaryota; Metazoa; Nematoda; Chromadorea; Rhabditida; Strongylidae.
GUUCAAGAUAAUGUGAUACGAUUCGAGCACGUUCCGCUCGUCACUCCUAAUGGUGACGUUCUCAUAGAUGAUCUCAAUCUCGUGGUCCCAUCAGGAACAAAUGUGCUAGUGUGUGGUCCAAAUGGAUGCGGAAAAAGUUCGCUGUUCCGUGUUUUAGGAGAACUUUGGCCUUUAUUCGGUGGAAGACUUACUAAACCGGCAAAAGGAAAAUUAUUCUACGUUCCUCAGCGACCAUAUAUGACUUUGGGAACAUUGAGAGAUCAAGUGAUCUAUCCAGAUCGACCUAUGGAUAUGUUGAAAAAAGGCUAUACAGACAACGACCUUGAAGAGAUGUUAGCACAUGUUCAACUUUCCCAUAUACUCACACGAGAAGGGGGAUGGAAUGCUGUACAGGAUUGGAUGGAUGUGCUGUCAGGCGGUGAGAAGCAGAGAGUUGCUAUGGCUCGUCUGUUCUAUCACAGGCCACAAUUCGCAAUUCUCGACGAAUGCACUUCAGCGGUCAGCGUAGAUGUCGAAGGCGCUAUGUACAAAAUCUGCCGCAAGAUGGGCAUUACUCUUUUUACGGUCUCGCACCGUAAAUCAUUAUGGGUUCAUCAUGAAUAUUUCCUACAUAUGGAUGGCCGCGGUUCUUACCAGUUCGAAAAAAUCGACGAAAACACCGCCAUGUUUGGUUCAUAA